GGUCAAGCACACCAGGCGAUCGACGACAGCGACAGGGUCUGGCACGCACAUCUCUUCGAUUCGGCCAGCAACAGCAAAAGCAGCAUCGACAGCGAUAGCAGUAGCAGCAGCAGCAGCAAUAGCAGCAGCACCUCCACACCACGGGUAUUCUGCUCUGUACAGAUCGAUUUUCAAGCAGCUUCGAUCAGCCGGCCCUCUGCCUCCCCUCGGUUGCCGCUCAUCACCGCAACCUCCACCUAAAUCCGCACCGAUUCGAUAAAGCGAGCAUCCUGUGAAUAUGGCCAAGAGCAAGUCGAGUCAGCUCGCCAAAGCGAGCAAAUCCAGCGCGCCGCCCAAAUCCAACACGGGCACCAUUGCCAAGAAGCAGAAGAGCCAGGCACAUGUCAAGUCCAAGGUCCAGGAGGAGCCCGAGGACGAGGUAUUGGAUGAAGCCGAGGACGGCGCGGACGACAACGGCGACUCGGACGAUGGCUGGGAGUCUGAUGACAGCAACAUCAAAAACGACGAUGACGACGACGACGACGACAACGACGACAACGACAACGAUGGUGAUGAGAUCGAUGGAGACGACGAUGGCCAAGACGAAGAUGAGGGCGAGGGGGCCUCGCCUCGCGGCGCCAAGCGAGCCAAGAAGGAUGACGAGGACGACAAGUCAGUAGAAAAGUCUCGGCCAGAUCGCGAGGGCCAGAAGGCUCUGCUCCUCGAGCGCAAGGCUCAGAAGCCCAAUGCGCCGCUUGUGCUCAAGAUCAAAAAGCUUUGGGAGCGACUGCGGGUCAAGAAGCUGACAGCGAAGGAGCGCGCGCCGUUCAUGGAGGAGAUGAUGGGACUGGUCACCGGCAAGAUCCACGAUAUCAUUUUCAAGCACGAUGCCUCACGCAUUGUGCAGUCCAUUCUCAAGUACGGCACGUUGGACGACCGCAACAUUGUGGCUGCGGAGCUCAAGGGCUACUAUGCCGAGCUGUCCAAGAGCCAGUAUGGGCGCUUUAUCGUGUCGAAGAUCUUGAACUAUUGCCCCAAAUAUCGCAACAACGUUAUCACGGAGCUGUACGGCAAUGUUCGCAAGCUCAUUCGCCACCGCGACGCAUCGCAUGUGCUGGAAGAAGCUUACUCGCAGUUUGCGAAUGCACAGCAGCGAACGGCGCUGAUCGAGGAGUUCUAUGGCCCAGAGUUUAGCAUCUUCAAGAGCAAGGGCUCGAAGAGCGUCUUUACGAUUGUCCAGGAGAAUCCCGCAAAGAAGCCGUCGAUCGUGAAACAUCUGCGCGAGAGUCUGACGGGCUUGCUAGAGAAGGGCUUCAGCAGCAUUGGCCCAUACACAAUCGUCCAUCGAGCCCUGCUGGAGUACAUGCAACUCACCGAUGAGAAGGGCCUGAACGAGAUGAUUACGCUGGUGAAGGAACACCUCGCCUCGAUCUUGCACACCCGCGAAGGCUCACAAGUUUGCCAGCUGGUGAUCCUGCACUCGACCACCAAGGAUCGCAAGCUUAUCAUCAAGUCGUUCAAGGAGUAUGUGAUCAAGAUUUCCAAGGAGCAGUACGGACAUGUGGCUCUUUUGACGCUCUUUGACUCUGUGGACGACACCGUCCUGCUCAAGAAGGCGGUCGUCGGCGAGUUGGUAGCCGGCACGCCGAUUGUGGCUGGCGGCGAGGGCAACCUGCUCGACCUGGCCAAGGACCAGUAUGCAAGCCGUGUGCUGCUGUUCCUGCUCUGCGGCCGCAAUCCCAAAUACCAGCCUGCAUACAUCAUCAAGGAGAUGGCCCAGCUGGACGAGGUCCGUGCCAAGACAUCCAAGAAGGACGAUGUCCAGCGGCGGGCUGAGAUGCUGGAGGCCAUCUCGGAGCCGCUGAUAGCAGUGGCCGUGAAGAACGCCAAUUUGCUGAUUCGCGACAAGUACGGCUCGCAGGUUCUGCUCGAGCUCUUCCGGACCAGUCAAGGAGACAAGGCCGCCCUGAUCGAGGCUGUUGCCGCGUUGGUCGAGGGCACCGGAUCAGCCAAGCAGGCUGAGAAGUCCGGCGAGGACAAGUCAGGAGCGGCUUCUGGCGAAGUGUUCCAUCCCAUCAAGAAGCUCCACGCCGAGGCAACGGCUGCCAAGAAAGCUCAGGCCGAAGAGGGUCUGGAUCUCGACACCCACGUCUUUCUCCACUUCCCCGCCUCGCGCAUCGUCAAAGACAUGAUUGCGGGGUCGUGGGGCGGCAAGAAGAGCGAAAGCCAAGAGGUGUCCAGCGAGCCUGCGCGCUCGGAGCAGUCGAUCCAGUUUGCUCGGGCAGUGACAGCCAAGAUCCAGGACCACAUUCCGUUCUGGAUCGGGCAGGCGGCGCAUGACCCGCACCACACACAGCGCCUGUCGUUGAUUCUGCUGGCGCUUCUCGAGACCGAAGACGCCGAGGUCCACGCGAUCUUCAAGAGCAAAGCGAGCAAGACCGUGAUUGCAAAGGCCCAGGAUGCCAUCGCCGCAUCCAAGCAAGACCCGCAACCGGCAGCAAGCGACAACAAGAAGCGCAAGAGCGGCGACAGGGCUGCCAAAAAGGGUGCCGAGAGCGAGUCAUCCAAGGGGGAGGUCAGGGCAACGUCCAUUGAGCAGUUUGUCCGCAAGAUUGGCGAGAUUGCCAAGGCAUAGAUCAUGCAAACACGACCGCUGGACCGAUGCAAGUACA
This is a messenger RNA of Polychytrium aggregatum, 2651 nucleotides long. RefSeq names its product armadillo-type protein. The record is from RefSeq and is a predicted model, not a curated record. Gene Ontology annotation, cellular component: nucleolus. Gene Ontology annotation, molecular function: mRNA binding. The transcript is spliced from 5 exons. Gene Ontology annotation, biological process: regulation of translation. Lineage: Eukaryota; Fungi; Chytridiomycota; Chytridiomycetes; Polychytriales. The coding region runs from base 278 to 2614 and encodes 778 amino acids.